Messenger RNA from Polistes dominula (European paper wasp), 1784 nucleotides. It is a transcript of the gene por, whose product is annotated as Protein-serine O-palmitoleoyltransferase por. Gene Ontology annotation, biological process: Wnt protein secretion; protein palmitoylation; lipid modification. Gene Ontology annotation, molecular function: palmitoleoyltransferase activity; Wnt-protein binding. NCBI's taxonomy places the organism in Eukaryota, Metazoa, Arthropoda, Insecta, Hymenoptera, Vespidae. The record is from RefSeq and is a predicted model, not a curated record. Gene Ontology annotation, cellular component: membrane; endoplasmic reticulum.
UGAAAUUUUUAAAAAUUUUACAAUAAAUAUUAAAUAUUAAAAAUUGAUUAAAUAUAAAAAACAUUGUUCAAUUAUUCCCUGAUUACUGACAAUUUCUAUGAAUAACACAAAAGAUUAAUUUAUAAUAACUUUAAUAUAGGUUAUAUUCAUGCAUCGUAUAAAAACCCAUAAAUGAUGGUAUUUUCGGCCAUCAUACUAAAGAGGGGAUGAUUGUCUUAAAGUAUAUUUAUGGAGUAUCGUGACACAUUCAGGUUAUAAAAUAGGAUGUUGCAUUAAGUUUUUGAAGAAUAAAUAGCUGUGAUGGAUGAUGUUGAUACUUCAGUGUAUUAUGAUGAUGAAAAUGAUUAUUUCGUUGGAUUUGGUCAUCGUCAUUUACCAGAGUAUGAUUAUGAAUACGAAGAUGCAGAAGGAGAAACGUUAUCUGAACUUAAUGAAUAUUGUCUCACCCCUACGUUCUACGAUACAGGAUUUUAUAUAUUACCAUUGUUUCUUGCAAUGUUUAUUUUUCGACUUAUAUCACAAAUGCAAUCUAUUUCUGAUAAAUUGUUUCAUGGACUAUCAAUGGUUAUUGGAAUAUGUAUCACUCAGCAUUACGCAGAAGAAUGUUUAUUUUUAUUAGUAUUAUUUGUUGUAUUUUCUUAUAUUACUUUAAAUUUACCAAAGAAGUAUUAUAAAGAGAUAGCAGUCUUUUUACCAUCACUGUUUAUCAUUGUCUACAGUGAAUUUUAUAUGAAACCAGUCAUUUGGCAUAAAGUACGCAGCAUUAUUAUGACCAUGGCAAUGAGAACUAUUAGCGUUGCUGCAGAUAGUAUUGAAUCUAAUGACAUUCCAGAUUUUUAUAGUUACAUGGGAUAUAUGUUCUGUGCAGCUACUUCAUUCUUAGGUCCAUGGGUUCCAAUGAAAGAUUAUUUGGCUUUACGUCGACCAAAUCAACAAGGAAAGUGGUGGUUAUUGAUUGUAAUUGGAUUUACUUCUUGUUCAUUCCUUUUCUUAAGUAUGUCAAAUUGUUGGAUACAUUGGAUGCUUCCAGAUGAUUCAUGGAUGUGGUUAUUAGCAUAUAGAGAUGCAUUAUCAUUCAGAACAUCACAUUAUUUUAUUUCAUAUUUGGCAUCGGCCAUAUCAUUUUUAGGAGGAUAUCCAUUCUCAUUAAUAUCUAUUGUUAAACCAUUAGAAAUUGAACUACCACGUUCACUCGUCCAAGUUGUUGUUUAUUGGAAUAUGCCAAUGCAUUUCUGGUUAAAAAAAUAUAUAUUCCGUCCAAGUCUAAAGUAUUUAGGAAAAUUUGGAGCAGUAAUUAUUACAUAUCUAGUGAGUUCUCUUUUACAUGGAUUUAAUUUUCAAUUGGGAGCAGUAUUAUUGAGUCUCGGUUUAUACACAUACGUAGAACAUCAACUUAGAAUAAUGUUUGCUAAUAUUUUCGACGCAUGCAUAGCAUCAAAGGAAUGCGCUCAAAACAAAUGUACCCACUUAUAUAAUCCUAACAAUUGUUGGUGGGUUAUUGCGAUAAAUAUCAUGUUUACAGUAUUAACAAUAUUUCAUUUAGCAUACUUAGGUCUUAUGUUUGAUACUUCUGAAUUACAAGAAACAGGAUAUAGUUAUACUCAUACUAUUAAAAAAUGGUCUGAACUUGGAUUCGCUAGCCAUUGGGUAGCAUUAGCUACAUAUUGUAUAUAUUUUUUAAUACGGUAAUCAUACCAAUAUACAGUAUAUCAUACUUUAUCAAUUUUUAAACACAAAUUUUUAUACGCAAUUAGAAUUUUUAUAAGUUAUCUAAUAAAAUGAUU